AUGGCGCGACGGAAUCGCGAUUUCUUUUUGGUUUUAUUCCUUAUCGCGUUUAUAUUAUUCUACUUUAUCACUUCGAGGGAAAAUAAUGAAGGUUAUUCGCCGAAAUUUGAACUUCGCGCGCCAUUAUCGCCGUUGCCAGAAUUCAAUAUUUCGUCACCGUUCAUAUUCAUAGGCGGUGUGCCGCGUUCUGGGACCACGCUAAUGCGAGCAAUGCUUGACGCUCAUCCCGACGUUCGAUGUGGUGAGGAGACGCGAGUAAUUCCAAGGAUACUUGGAUUGCGAUCGCAGUGGAAGAAGUCUGAAAAGGAAUGGAAUCGCCUUCAACAAGCUGGUGUUACUAACGAUGUAAUUAACGCAGCGGUUAGCUCAUUUAUUAUGCAGGUUAUUGUUGGGCAUGGAGAAGUUGCGCCAAGAUUAUGCAAUAAGGACCCGUUUACGAUGAAAUAUGCGACAUACUUGAAGGAGAUUUUUCCCAAUGCCAAAUACUUGCUGAUGGUGCGCGAUGGACGGGCGACAGUGCAUAGCAUAAUUAGUCGAAAAAUCACAAUCACCGGAUUCGAUCUCAAUGAUUUCCGUCAGUGCAUGCAGAAAUGGAAUUCGGCGAUGGAGACAAUGAUAGAUCAGUGUAACGCUGUAGGCGAUCGAUGCCUUCGAGUUAAUUAUGAGCUUCUGGUACUCCACCCGGAGGCACAAAUGCGGAAGAUACUUGAGUUUCUGGAUAUCCCAUGGAAUUCGAACGUGCUGCAUCAUGAACAGUUGAUUGGAAAGGACAUAUCGUUGUCGAAUGUUGAAAGAAGCUCGGAUCAGGUGGUGAAACCAGUGAAUCUUGACGCGCUUUCGAAAUGGGUUGGAAAAAUACCGGAGGAUGUUGUUCGAGAUAUGGAUGAGAUCGCGCCGAUGUUGAAAAAGCUUGGAUAUGAUCCGAAAGCGAAUCCUCCAAAAUAUGGUGAUCCGGACGAGCUAGUCGCCAAAAAUACGGACGAUGUCCAUAAAAAUGGCGAAAUAUGGUAUAAGAAAGCCGUUCAGGUGGUCAAUGAUCCGGCAAGAGUAGAUAAGCCAAUCGUUGACGGCGACACAAAAGUGUAA
Molecule: messenger RNA, 1086 nt
Organism: Caenorhabditis bovis
Lineage: Eukaryota; Metazoa; Nematoda; Chromadorea; Rhabditida; Rhabditidae
Source: the annotation of a GenBank genome assembly